UAUAUAUUUUCCUGCUUGGAAAGUAAAAUAUAAAACCCUAAUAUAGUUGUAGGCAGGGAAGGGAGAGGGAAUCUUCUUUGCUUUGUUCCCUGAAUUUUCGCAGUUAUCUGUUCACUUGAGAGCUUCAGUGGAAACUGGGUUUGUGGUGAAGUUUCUGCUAAAAGGGCUUCCUUUUUUGUUUGUUUGAUAGUGACGGAACCAUGUCCGGAUCUGAGACGGGCUUAACGGCGGCGAACAGAGGGCCAAUGCCAUUCCCAAUGGGUCUCCACCACCAACACAAUCAACUCCCUCCUCCUCCGCAGCCGCAGCAGCAGCAGCAAAACUCUCAGAACAUGCAGUUGUCCUUCACCGGCGCCGACAGAACAGCUAUCUACAAGCCCAUGAGCUCAGACUCUUCACCCCAGCAGUACCAACACAACUCAGAAACCGGCUUGAACAUGAACGUGCCCGUGACCGGAGGCGAGCAGCGCGUGAAGAAGAGAAGAGGCAGACCGAGGAAGUACGAACCGAACAGCGGCGAGGCGUCGCUGGGUUUUGUUCCCGGACCUCCUUCUUACACCGUUAGCCAACCUAGCGGUGGAGACGGUGGUGGCUCAGGCGGAGGUGGAGGAGCCUCGCCUACUGUUAAGAGGAUGAGAGGACGACCUUCUGGGUCUAGCAACAGGCCAAAGCUUCAAGCUUUAGGGUCGACAGGAGUAGGAUUCACGCCUCAUAUUCUUACCGUGAGCACUGGAGAGGAUGUAUCAUCAAAGAUAAUGGCGUUUUCUCAGAACGGACCACGAGCUGUGUGCGUCCUGUCUGCUAAUGGAGCUAUCUCCAACGUGACUCUUCGCCAGGCCGCUACAUCCGGUGGUACCGUUACAUACGAGGGGAGAUUUGAGAUUCUGUCUUUGUCGGGAUCGUUCCUACUGCUGGAGAACAAUGGUCACAGAAGCAGGACGGGAGGUCUAAGUGUGUCCUUAUCGGCUCCGGAUGGUAAUGUCUUAGGUGGUUGUGUCGCUGGUCUUCUUAUAGCAGCAUCACCUGUUCAGAUUGUUGUUGGGAGUUUCAUACCAGACGGGCAAAAAGAACACGUGGGACAAAUGGAACUAGCAAGUCCGGCAUUACCCCGUGUGGCCCCAAGUCAUGUACUGACGACUCCGAAUAGCCAGCAGGCUCGUGGCGCAAUGAGUGAGUCAUCUUGUGGGGGACAUGGAAGCCAUCUUCAGCAGAGCACAGGAGGACCGUACAACAACAACAGCAACAACCUUUCAAUGCCCUGGAAGUAGCCUAAUGAUACUAUUAUAACCAGAAUGAUGAUGAUGAUUCUUAUCUUUAGUUUAGGCUUUCUUUAGUUGUCUGUCCAGACAAAAUGAAUUUAAUAACUUAACAUGUUCUGUGUGUUCGUGUUGAUUUUCAAAACCUUGAGUUGUUUAGAAAUUGGAAUAUCCUGAUUAAUGUAGAUCUUCUUUUAUUAUAUAAAAUU
Brassica oleracea var. oleracea is the source of this 1465-nucleotide messenger RNA. Its product is annotated as AT-hook motif nuclear-localized protein 10. The record is from RefSeq and is a predicted model, not a curated record. Bases 201 to 1268 code for a protein of 355 amino acids. The transcript is spliced from 6 exons. Gene Ontology annotation, molecular function: minor groove of adenine-thymine-rich DNA binding. Lineage: Eukaryota; Viridiplantae; Streptophyta; Magnoliopsida; Brassicales; Brassicaceae.